AUGUCCGAUAAACAGAAGGCAAAGGCUGAUGACGGCGAUGGCGAGGAGGGGCCCACGAACGCGAAAGAGAAUAACUGCAAAGGGUGCGGGAAAAAGAGCCGGAGAUUGUCUUUCUUGCGGCUGAGGAAAAGGGAGAAGAGGGGCAUUUCUGUAAAUCCUGGGUGUUUGGGAAGGAGGGGUGUCGGCGGCGGGGGUAGAUGGGGCUGCUCGUGCUUGGGGCAGCCGCGCACUCUGGAUUCCUCCGGUGAGUCACCUACCAGUGAUCCUAACAGCUCGGAGUUUACUUUUGAUAUGUUGAGAGCUCUUAUUGAGAAGAAUGAUUUCUACUCUAAAGACUGCAAUCCACAUUUGGAUCAAGAUUCUUAUUAG
Striga hermonthica is the source of this 369-nucleotide messenger RNA. Lineage: Eukaryota; Viridiplantae; Streptophyta; Magnoliopsida; Lamiales; Orobanchaceae. The record is from the annotation of a GenBank genome assembly.